Polypterus senegalus (gray bichir) is the source of this 1392-nucleotide messenger RNA. RefSeq names its product ATP-dependent DNA helicase pif1-like. The record is from RefSeq and is a predicted model, not a curated record. The coding region runs from base 1 to 1392 and encodes 463 amino acids. Gene Ontology annotation, biological process: DNA repair; telomere maintenance. Lineage: Eukaryota; Metazoa; Chordata; Cladistia; Polypteriformes; Polypteridae. Gene Ontology annotation, molecular function: DNA helicase activity. The transcript has a single exon.
AUGGCCGCAAUGUUAAAUUCCGAGCAAAGAGCUGCUUUUAAUGUCAUCAUGAAGGCCAUAGAUGAAGGAGCAAAUCCAAGAUUAUUUUUCAUUGAUGGCCCAGGUGGGAGUGGGAAAACAUUCUUAUACACAGCUUUAAUAAGUACCUUACGAGGAAGAUCUGAAACUGCGCAUGCCUGUGCUUCUACUGGCAUUGCUGCAAAUUUGCUUCCAAGUGGACGAACAUAUCAUUCAAUGUUUUGCUUAGGAAUAAAUAUUUUAGACACAACAGUUUCCGCAAUUACGCCUCGCUCAAAAGUGCCAAAAUCCCUCAGAGAAUCUAAAUUAGUUGUGUGGGAUGAAUCCACUAUGGCAUCUUCACACGCAUUAAAUUCAGUGGAUAGAUUGAUUAGGGAUAUAAAUUCCAGUACGCACUUUCCUUUUGGCGGUAAAGUGUUUGUCCUUGGAGGAGACUUCAGGCAAACAUUGCCGAUUGUACCUCAUGGCACCAGAACAGCCUGUAUAAAAUAUAGCAAAACCUGGAAGAACUUCCAUACUUCGAAAUUGAUCAAGAACAACCGAUCGGUUGAUAGAGAAUUCAGUGAUUGGUUAUUAAAACUUGGAGAAGGAACGCUAACUAAUGAUAUUGGCCUAGAUGAAGAACUAAUAGAAAUACCACAAAGCAUGCUGUGCAAAGGUGACAUAGUAAAGGAGAUCUUUGGGGAUAAACUUCAUGUAGCAGAUAUCCCCGACUUUGCGAAUAAGUUUAUACUAACUCCAAUCAACAAAGAUUGUAAUGAACUAAAUGAGAAGGUACUGAAUUUAUUAGAUGGUGAAUGUGUUACAUACUUAAGCUAUGACUCAAUAUUAGAUGGCAUGGAUGAAGAUUGUUCCAAUUAUCCAAUAGAGUUUUUAAACAGUUUGAAUCUUUCGGGAAUUUCACCACAUGAAUUGAAAUUGAAGAAAAGUACCAUUGUAAUUCUCAUUCGAAAUCUGAGGAGCGGUCUGUGUAAUGGAACACGACUAAUUAUUCAAGAUUUACUGCCUAAUAUUUUAAAGGCAGAAGUGUUGACUGGCACUGCUAAAGGGGAAGUAGUAUUUCUUCCUAGAAUUAUACUGGAUACUACUGACAGAUUGCCUGUUGUUCUUCGAAGAAGACAAUUUCCAGUAAAGGUGGCAUUUGCAAUGACAAUAAAUAAAUCGCAAGGACAAACUACUGAUAAAGUUGGAAUAUAUCUUCCACAACCAGUAUUCGGCCAUGGUCAGCUCUAUGUAGCAUUUUCAAGAGCAAAGCUCUCUGAGGACGUAGUUGUCCAUGUAGUGGACACUCCACAACAAGGAAAACUGAUAACAGGCAGUAAUAGAGUUUUCACACCGAAUAUAGUAUUCAAGGAAGUUUUCGAAAUUAUAUAG